GCUCAGAAUAGUCAUUCUAUUCCGAAAUGUGUGGCAGUGAAGUCACUUACAAAACAAUAUCCAGUUAAAUUACACUCGAUAAAAUGUUGGAAAAUAUCGUACACUUCGUGUUUGGUGCUCCAAAGGAGGAGCCGAAAAAAGAAGAUGAGCAUUUCGGGGACCAGCUCGUGGUCAGCCUUUUAGCCGUUGCCACUCUCGUGUAUCUAUACAUAUAUUUCAAGAAGCGGGGACGCGAAGCCACGCAGAUCGAGGAGCCCGAUGAGCUCGAGGAAAUCUUCAAUUGAGCCACCAGAUAAAGUGAAAUUCAAAUUAUGGAGAAAGUGUGUCAAGAAAAUCGAUGGUCAAGCAGAAGCAAUUAGCAAAUAAAUUCAUUAAACUGAGUAGCUCUCAUCAUGGCAAACUAAGCAUCGAAAUCUGUGUUUCUUUCAAGCGGUCUCUGUGGCAUUUUUGAAUACCCAGGGGUCUAGACUCUAGAGGUAUAUUUCAGGGCAACAUUAGCGGUAUACUUUGAUUUUGACUUUUCGGGAACAGUUGGCGUUCGAUUUUCAGUAAAUCGAUAACUCAUCGCAUCGCUUGUCAAUGUGUCAGUGUGUCAAUGACGCGCACAAAAGUUAUUUCUUGCGGAAAAGCCACUGCGCCUGUGUACAACUCUGCUAACUCUUCAGCUGCGCGAUGAGCUACCAACACUACAGGGCCACCACGUUGGGCACUACGCUCCAGGAGACUUUGGAGGAGAUGAUUCAGAGCGGUGAAAUAACCCGCGAGUUGGCCAAUGCGGUCCUGCAAAAAUACGACAAGAGCGUUACGAAAGCAUUGAGCAAACAGGUCACGAGCAAUAUCAACUUUACGGCCGGAACACUGCAAACCUACAGAUUCUGCGACAAUGUGUGGACCCUGAUCCUCAAGGAUGUGGAGUUCCGCAAGGGCCAGGAGGUUCUGCAGGUAGACGCGGUCAAAGUCGUCGCCUGCCUCGGCAAAAGCGAUUAAAGCGCACUGAAAGUUGCUAGCAACUAACCCCAAGUA
Messenger RNA from Drosophila santomea, 1023 nucleotides. It is a transcript of the gene TfIIA-S-2, whose product is annotated as transcription initiation factor IIA subunit 2-2. Gene Ontology annotation, biological process: RNA polymerase II preinitiation complex assembly; transcription initiation at RNA polymerase II promoter. The coding region runs from base 673 to 987 and encodes 104 amino acids. The record is from RefSeq and is a predicted model, not a curated record. Gene Ontology annotation, molecular function: RNA polymerase II general transcription initiation factor activity; TBP-class protein binding. The transcript has 2 exons. NCBI's taxonomy places the organism in Eukaryota, Metazoa, Arthropoda, Insecta, Diptera, Drosophilidae. Gene Ontology annotation, cellular component: transcription factor TFIIA complex.